This is a messenger RNA of Arachis duranensis, 1917 nucleotides long. RefSeq lists its product as uncharacterized. Gene Ontology annotation, molecular function: RNA-DNA hybrid ribonuclease activity; nucleic acid binding. The record is from RefSeq and is a predicted model, not a curated record. NCBI's taxonomy places the organism in Eukaryota, Viridiplantae, Streptophyta, Magnoliopsida, Fabales, Fabaceae. The coding region runs from base 1 to 1917 and encodes 638 amino acids. The transcript is spliced from 2 exons.
AUGGCCGAGUUCGUAAUCCUCCGAGAUUCCACCGCCUAUAAUAUCAUCUUGGGAAGGAAGACGAUAAACGAUGUUGAAGCGAUAAUCAACACUAAGCUGCUAGUCAUGAAGUUCGUUACCGACGACGGAUCCAUAGGGUCCAUAAGAGGGGAUCUCGAGACGGCAGUCGCAUGCGACAAUGCCAGCCUAUCCCUGAGAAGGAAAUCCAGAGAGGCAUCCAGUGUGUUCCUAGCCGACCUGGACGCCAGAGUAGACGACAAACCUAGACCAGAACCAGAAGGGGAUCUGGAAAAACUCGUGAUCGGCGACACGGAGGAGAAGUUCACGUUCAUCAACAAGAGCCUGCCACGUGAGUUAAAGGAGUCCUUGGUCGAAAUGAUAAGGGCCAAUAGGGAUUUGUUCGCCUGCACACCUGCCGACAUGCCAGGAGCGACAUACCAAAGGCUUAUGAGCAAGAUUUUCCACGAUCUAAUAGGCAAGACACUGGAAGUCUAUGUCGACGACAUCCUUGCGAAAACAACGCAACCUGACGACCUCAUAAAGGAUCUGGGAAAAGUAUUCACGUCUCUCCGGCAACACGGCAUGAGGCUGAAUCCCCUCAAGUGUGCCUUCGCUAUGGAAGCCGGCAAGUUUCUGGGUUUCAUGAUAACUCAGAGAGGGGUAGAAGCUAACCCGGAGAAGUGCCAGGCAAUACUCCAAAUGAAGAGCCCGGGUUGUAUCAAGGACGUCCAAAGGUUCGCGGGGCGGUUGACCUCAUUAUCCCGGUUUCUCGGAGCAUCGGCAGCAAAGGCCCUGCCAUUCUUUAACCUCAUGAAGAAAGGGAUGGCGUUUGAAUGGACACCCGCAUGCGAGGAGGCCUUUCGGCACUUCAAGAAAAUCCUGGCGGCACCACCCGUCCUCGGGAAGCCAAAGGACGGGGAACCACUAUACCUGUACCUCGCCAUAACAGAAGAAGCCCUGGCUGCAGUUCUGGUGCGGGAAGAAGGGAAAACUCAACAGCCAGUCUAUUUCAUAAGCAGGGCCUUACAAGGGGCAGAAUUAAGGUACAACAAGCUGGAAAAACUAGCCCUAGCACUCUUGACUUCCUCGCGAAGGUUAAAACAGUAUUUCCAAAGUCACCAGGUUGUCGUGAGAACGGACCAAGGGAUCCGGCAAGUACUUCAAAAACCCGACCUGGCGGGAAGAAUGAUGACUUGGUCCAUUGAACUCUCCCAGUACGAUAUACGAUAUGAACCCCGGCAAGCCAUCAAGGCGCAGGCGAUGGCAGAUUUUCUAGUAGAAGUAACGGGGGAUCCAAUCGAAGAAGCGAGUACACGGUGGAAGCUCCACGUAGACGGAGCCUCCAACCAGACGUUCGGAGGUGCUGGGAUCAUCCUGGAAAGCCCGGUUGGAGUUGUAUACGAGCAGUCGGUCAGAUUUGAAUUUCCCAUCUCGAACAAUCUGGCAGAAUAUGAAGCCCUUAUAGGGGGCUUAGCCCUAGCAGCGGAAGUCGGAGCAAGAAGACUGGAAGUAUGCAGCGAUUCCCAAGUCGUCACCUCCCAGGUAAACGGGAGCUACCAAGCCAAAGACUCGUUGUUACAAAAGUACUUGGAAAAAGUUAAGAGCUUGAGCCAAAAGUUUGAAGAAGUCACGGUCCACCACGUACCUAGAGAAAGGAACACACGGGCAGACCUCCUAUCGAAGUUGGCCAGCACGAAGCCGGGAGAAGGCAACCGGUCUCUCAUUCAAGGUAUGACAAGAGAACCAGCGGUCACACUGUGCGUGUCAAGACCAGGGUCUUCAUGGCUAGACCCCAUCACCAACUUUCUAGAACACGGCAAACUCCCUGACGAUGAAAAGGAUGCGGCGAAAUUGAGGAGGGAAGCAGCCAAGUACGCCGUCAUCCAAGGACAGCUGUUCAGGAAAGGGCUCAAUUAG